Messenger RNA from Chara braunii, 6028 nucleotides. NCBI's taxonomy places the organism in Eukaryota, Viridiplantae, Streptophyta, Charophyceae, Charales, Characeae. The record is from the annotation of a GenBank genome assembly.
UGCGUACACCCUUCAGCGAGUUGUGGAAUGGAUGUGUGAUAACGAAGACAUCGACAAGAAUAAGAGAGAGGGAGGUGGGUUUUACGACAGAUCGGCGUUCAAGAAGUUCGUCACAUCUCGGGCGAAGGAAGCUUGAAUGUUGAAGACAGAAGCGCAUGACAUAUUGAAGAGUAAUGCAGCGGAGAUAUUGGCACUCAGGAGGAUGAACGAGCUACCUCAAACAGACCCUAUUGACUACCAUGAUUUGGCAACAGUGGUGGUGGACGAUGUCAAGUACGUUUUGCUCGAUCAGAUUAUAGAUCUUGUGUUGAAGCCAGAUAAUGAUACAAAUUUGAUUCACGAGGCCUUACACGAGGUGACAGAGGACGCAAUAGCAGCAGCAGAGCUUGCCGAUGUCAACAGCACAAAGGAUGAAAAUCAACUAGUAUCGGGGACUCCAAUAUGUCAGGGGGACAUAUUCACAGUCCUGGAGGACGUCACCAGGGCAUCAACGGAAGCGGAGAGAAUAAGCAAAAGAAUGCAAGGAUGGCAAAUGGUUGUUGUAGAAGCAAUCAAUGCGACACACCAUAUGCCAGAUAGCACACUGCACACUACAAGUGGCGUGGGAUCUAUAACAGCGGUUCAGAACCCGUUGACGAUUCCUACUACGGAUACAUUGAGUGUCCAUAAUGCAUUCAGAGUGUGGAGAUUACCACCCUAUCGUCCUUCACAUGAGAUCCUCGAAGGACACGAACAAGUGGCAUUCCAGGGAGUGCAUGCGGAUGGCGGAACUAGUGAAAGUGGCAAUCCACAGAUAGGGGAUGAUUAUAAAUCGCCGUCAUGCGAGGUGGGAUUGAGUGGCAGUGAUAUCUGCGAUGACGAGGAGGGUGACGAAUACGACUCUUAUUGGGACGUUCAGCGUGGUGGUGGACAGUCCCCGAGAGAGUGGUGUCAUGCAAUUUUAAGGUUGGCACGUGUUUUCGCAGAGCCACACCCAUUGAUACGUGUUCUGGACAAGACAAUAACACCGGACGAGUCUCUUCAGUUCGCAGGCGUUAAGGCAAGACAAGACUCUAUCUUUCUCGUCGAACCGAAGGUCUCGGCUAUGGUGGCGAUCACGAAGAUGAGCUACUUUCUUCUUCUAGCCAGCUUGUUUUCCCUCGCUGCACUCGUCCAUGGAGGACGAGGAGGAGGAUGGGGAGGAGGUGGAGGAGGAGGUGGAGUUGGAGUUGGAGGUGGAGGUGGAGGUGGUGGGGGUUGCCAGUCCGACGUCGAGUGCGGCUCCGGUAGUACUUGUCAAAGCGGUGCUUGUGUUGUCUUCGUCCAGCAUACGGGAGGGCCAUGCAGCAGCCAUUCGCACUGUGGCUCAGGUCUACGGUGCUGUGGGAGUGUAUGCCAGUCUUGUCACUGCUGCUCUGAUGAAGACUGCGGUGAUGGUUAUGUCUGCUGGCGGGGGUCUUGUAAGGCCAAGCUUUGCAGGUACAGCCACGAGUGUGAUGGGGGGAAGAAGUGCUGCGGUAUGACGUGCAAGCAAGCCGACUGCUGCUCCGACUCGGACUGCGAAGCAGGGAAGAAGUGCAUUGGAGGAGUGUGCAAGCAGGUGCCAUGCAAGCAGGAUUCCGAGUGUGGCUCCGGGAAGAAGUGCUGCUACGGUCAGUGCAAGAUCUGUGAGUGUUAUCACGACGAUCACUGUGGCGAUGACGGAGAGGAGUGUGACAAUGGCAAGUGUAGAGACAAAGUGUGCAUGUCCCACGAUGACUGUGGGGCAGGAAACAAGUGCUGCAGCGGCAAGUGUGUGACAUGCGAAUGCUGUGCGGAUGCCGACUGUGACUGUGGUGACGGCAAGGAGUGCCACUUCGGCAAGUGUAGAGACAAAGUCUGCACUUCCCACGAUCAGUGCGGAUACGGGAAGAAGUGCUGCAGCGGCAAGUGUGUGACAUGCGAAUGCUGUGCGGAUGGAGACUGCGGUGACGGAAAGGAGUGCUACAACGGCAAAUGCAGAGACAAGGUGUGCACGUCCCACGAUCAGUGCAGCUAUGGGAAGAAGUGCUGCAGUAGCAAGUGUGUGACAUGCGAGUGCUGUGCGGAUGCCGACUGUGGUGACGGGAAGGAGUGCUACAAUGGCAAGUGCAGGGACAGGGUGUGCAUGUCCCACGAUCAGUGCGGCUACGGGAAGAAGUGCUGCAGCGGCAAGUGUGUGACAUCCGAGUGCUGCGCAGAUGCAGACUGCGGUGACGGAAAGGAGUGCCACUUCGGCAAGUGUAGAGACAAAGCCUGCACUUCCCACGAUAAGUGCGGGUACGGGAAGAAGUGCUGUAGGGGCAAGUGUGUGACAUGCGAGUGCUGUGCGGAUGCCGACUGUGGUGACGGGAAGGAGUGCUACAAUGGCAAGUGCAGAGACAAGGUGUGCACGUCCCACGAUCAGUGCAGCUAUGGGAAGAAGUGCUGCAGUAGCAAGUGUGUGACAUGCGAGUGCUGUGUGGAUGCCGACUGUGGUGACGGGAAGGAGUGCUACUUUGGGAAGUGCCGGGACAAGGUGUGCACAGCUCAUGAAGAUUGCGGCUACGGGAAGAAGUGCUGCAGCGGCAAGUGUGUGACAUCCGAGUGCUGCGGAGAUGCAGACUGCGGUGACGGAAAGGAGUGCCACUUCGGCAAGUGUAGAGACAAAGUCUGCACGUCCCACGAUCACUGCGGGUACGGGAAGAAGUGCUGCAGCGGAAAGUGUGUGACAUGCGAGUGCUGUGCGGAUGCCGACUGUGGUGACGGAAAGGAGUGCNNNAGUGGCAAGUGCCGGGACAAGGUGUGCACAGCUCAUCAAGAUUGCGGCUACGGGAAGAAGUGCUGCAGCGGCAAGUGUGUGACAUGCGAGUGCUGUGCGGAUGCAGACUGUGGUGACGGCAAGGAGUGCCAGUUCGGCAAGUGUAGUGACAAAGUCUGCACUUCCCACGAUCAGUGCGGGCACGGAAACAAGUGCUGCGGCGGCAAGUGUGUGACAUGCGAGUGCUGUGCGGAUGGAGACUGCGGGUUGGGAUACCGGUGCUCUAGCGGAUCCUGCUUGAAGAAGACUUGCCCUUACGUAUCGCGUACCUUUCAUAGGUACCAUGGCGACACCACGCCCCGAUCCUCCUCCCCCGGAGCCUUCAGUCCCCACAUUAUCUCCCUCUACUCACUGUCACCUCGCCUCGGUAGUUCGCUGACUUCAUUCGACAGGACGAGCUCAUCCCUCUGGAGCCAUGGAGAUAGAGGGAGGAUCUGUCCCGACGCCGAGCUCAUCCCUCUGGAGCCAGAUCCUCCCUCUAUCUCCAUGGCUCCCAUCUCUACUUCCAUCCCUCUGGCGUCCGUCGAGUCCACCCCGCCGUCGCGCGCUGACGCUGACGCUGCGGAACUCGCACGAUAUACGGCUAACCUGGAGCCCACAGUUCGUGACCUCAUCCAAGAGUACCACGACGUUUUCCCAUCGUGGUUCUCGUACGCCGGCAUCCCACCGAUGCGUGACGUCGAGCACUCCAUUCAGCUUGUGCCUGACUAUCGUGUUCACCACCAGGCACCCUACAGACUCUCGAUCCCCGAGGCCACCGAACUCAAGCGUCAGCUUGAGGAGCUCCUGAGACUGGGUUUCAUUAUUCCCAGUAACUCCCCGUGGGAUGCACCCGUCCUCUUAGCUCGCAAAGCGGAUGAAACUCUCCGUCUCCGCAUCGACUAUCGCGGUCUCAACCGCUACACGGUUAAGAACAGCUACUCUAUGCCUCGUUCCGAUGAGCUGUUCGACCGCCUAGCAGGCAACCGCUUCUUUACGAAGAUUGAUCUUCGUAGCGGUUACCAUCAGAUCGGCGUCGCUGCAGCCGACCAGCCGAAGACCGCGUUCCGAUCGCGAUUCGGCCACUACGAGUUCACGGUGAUGCCAUUCGGCCUCACCAACGCACCCGCUACCUUCCAGAGGGCGAUGAACGACAUCUUCAGGGACAUCCUGGAGCAGUACGUUCUCGUCUACCUCGAUGAUAUCCUGGUCUAUAGUCGUACCCUUGAGGAGCACCUUAGACACCUCCGCGACAUCCUUGACCGCUUGCGCAGACAUGGCUUCUACGUCAAGCUGAGCAAGUGCCGCUUUGCCCAGCACAAAGUGGAUUUCUUAGGACACUACGUGUCUGACCAGGAUCUCCACAUGGACGACGCGAACAUCACUGCUAUUGCGGAGUGGCCCGCCCCCACAUCCGCCAAGCAGCUUCGCAGCUUCCUAGGCCUGACCAGCUACUAUAGUAAUUUCAUCCAGGGAUACGCUAGUGUCGAGUCUCGCUCAGGUGAUUGUCCGAUAGCGUUCUACUCCCGUCAGCUCCUGCCCGCUGAGAUAAACCACACUGCUGAUGAAUGUGAGAGUUCCCAGUCGUCGCACGACAUGUACUCCAGCACCACCACUCUGUCCAGCAGGCGAUCACCUUCCACUCCCAGUCCUUCCACAGUGGACGCCAACGGAUGCGACAUGGACAGUGCAUCGACGUCGCAUUGCGGGACUUCUGUCCCGUCGGGGUUCUACACCGAUGCCGCAAACGGCUACGAUGGUCAAGCGUGCGAGGAUAUGGAGGAUGAUACCGGUAAUGGAGAUGGAGAUGAUGUUGAUGACAAUAAUGGUGAUGGAGGCGGUGUUCCAAAAACGGACAAAGGCAGUGAUUCCAAUGGGAAAAAUGAUGGCAGACGUGGUUAUCCUCGGAGAACUGCAGAGGACUGUCGUAAGAAGUGGACGUCCAUGAUGUCGAAGGCGAAGCCCAUCCUCGACAAGUGCAAGAAUGCGUCGGGCCUGACGUUGUACUGGGACACGGACUUGGAAAAGUGGAAGGAGCAGCAAGUGCCUCUCGCCUUCGAGAAAACGUUGUGGGAUGCCAUGCAAUGGAAACUGAACAGACCAUCCAUGACGUACGACCACACAUUAGGCUCUGAGGACCUGCCGGGAGCGGGAGAAGGAACGCCGCCUUCGGGGAGAAGUGGAUCCGGAAAAAGCGGGUCUGAAGCGAGAGGAACGGACGGCUCGAAGAGCAUAGCGAAGAUGCGAAGAACGUCCUCAGGGAAAACUAGGAUGGACGACGCAAGGACCGGAGGAUCGACUUUGGCGAGGGCAAUGGAGGAGUCGACACGAUCCUACCGUUAUGGUCUUGACAAGGCCGCUUCUAAAUUGGCGAAGGCAACCUCGGAUGUCGGAACUUCAAUAGUGGCCAAGAUCGGUGAUGCGGCGGAGGCGAUAAGGGGAGGGAACACUAUCCUCGAGAUGCUCGUAGGGGUUCUUGCCUGCCCCUCUAUAGGUUGUGACGACGUCAACACUGUCACUUUCAACACUGUCGUCGCGAUAUCGAUGAUGACCCAUGCUCAUGGCAGCUGUGACGACGUGGACACUACCAAGUUCAACACCAUCGUCGUGAUAUCGAUGAUGACCAAUCAUCCACGAGUGGUUAAUGGGGACGCGACGUCGGUACUGAAACUGACAUUGUCAAAGGACCGACGGGACGAUGAGAGCAGCCAUUCGCGCACGGCGGAAGAGGACGCUGCAGUCCAUGAAUGUGGACGUAGAGGACACUGGUGCCAUUUGCGACGCCAUGCUGUAGGUGUGCUACGCCAUGGGGUGUGGAGCAUUGCCCAGAGCGAUGCCCAGGUGGUGGAUGAAGUGAUGGACAGGGGGGACAUGGGAGGAUCUGCAGCAAGGCGACGACGCGAUGGUCGACUACUUCAAGGAGAAGCUGCGCAUGUCGCCACGCACUAACAGUCGUUUUACCAGUCUUGGAGAAGAUGGAUAGGGCUAAAGCAGGGUCCAGCUGCACCACCUUAGUAUCUUAAAUCCAUAAGGCUGAAGCAAGGUCCAGCUGCAUCGCCUUGCUAGAGUCUUCGAUCCCUAAGGCCGAAGCAAGGUCCACCUGCAUCGCCCGAGGGCGAAACCCAAUCGUUUCUCCGCACACCAUAUUAUGAUGAAUCAAGUAGGUAUCCCAUAAGCAGACAUCACCCAAAGAUAUUAAGAGAGCAGUGUGAUGGAACCCAAACAUUCGGUAAAUGAAUAGCACACAGCGAG